AAGCAGAGGUACUUUCAGCUCCUCCAAAGUUGGUGUACAGCAAACUAAUUUUGCGCUUCACAAGGAAACUUCUAGUAGCAGUUGUAGAUAGGUGGGACAGUCAUGUUCUUGUUAUUGACAAAGUUGCCCCAUCUAAUUGGAAGAAUGAGCCAGCGGGCAGAAUCUUGGAGCUAUGUAUUCUUCACUUGGCCAUGUCUGAAAUAACAGUGCUGGGAACAAGGCACCAAAUAGUCAUCAAUGAGGCUGUUGAUAUUGCAAAACGCUUCUGUGAUGGGGCGGCCCCUCGUAUAAUCAAUGGUUGCCUUAGUACAUUUGUCAAGAAUCUUGAAGAAAAUGGUAUAGCUCAAGGAUUAGGAAGUAAGCAGACAUUGUUCAAUUGAUCCAUGACGUGAAUUAAUUCAAGGUGCCUCUCAACACCACUUCAAUGAGUAAUGUGCUAGUUAGCUGAUGUUUGAGAAUCUCAAGAUCGAGCUAUUUCUCCUCUUUGCAUUGGUUCAAAACCGUUAAGAGAUAUUUUGGUGACUGGUUAACAACUGGUAGGGGAGACUAUAGCAUAUGACGAUGUUGUAAGUUGCAAGGUAAAUCAUAAUUCCUGAAAAAUGGGGGGAGAAUGUAGAGCAUAUGAUGAUGUUGUAGGUUGGAGAUUGAAAUAUAAUAAUUUUGUAUUUUGACGUCCCCAGUCUAGC
Camellia sinensis is the source of this 686-nucleotide messenger RNA. Lineage: Eukaryota; Viridiplantae; Streptophyta; Magnoliopsida; Ericales; Theaceae. The record is from RefSeq and is a predicted model, not a curated record.